AGACUGAUUAGACUUUAGAACGUUCUUGGUGAUUGUAUUAUGAGAAGGAAAUCUUUCGCACCGUACUACUAUAACUGAGCAAUAAUUUUUGAAGGCUAACAGAAGUGCUUCCUCCCCAAAGUCGAGGGUUGUUCAAUAAUCCCCAAGGAGGAAUUUCUGAUACCAAUUUCCACCAUGGACUCUCAAAACUAUAAGCUAGACCAAAUAAGGACUCUAUCUGUUUCAGAACACAGUAGUCCUCCCAUUGAUGGGUCCUUGGAUUAUGAUGUAGAUAAUUCUUCUAUCUCCUCUGUUGUGUUUUUGGGUGCUGAAGGUGGAAAAGUCUUACCCAUUGAAUUGGAGAUAGAAGAAGAAAGCAUUUCAAGAUGCAAGCGACUGAAAUUAAUGGCCCCAGCUCCUCAACAAUGUGUUUAUCUGAGUGUUCCAGAGAACUCAAGUCCAUUGGGAUUGACUUUGAGGAAAACCCCAUCCUUCCUGGAUCUCAUAGAAUCCAAACUGUCCAAUUCAAACCUUCCAUGCCCAGAGUACAGGAAAGAGAAGAGUGCAGAAGCUGAUGCCCAAGCUCAACACACAAAUGGGAAGUUGAAAGCUUCUAAUUUCUCUGCAUCACUCCUGCGAAUCGGCUCAUGGGCGAGAACCUCAAGAUAUGAAGGGGAGUUGGUAGUGAAGUUUUACUAUGCAAAGAGGAAACUUGUGUGGGAAGUUCUAGAAGGUGGGUUGAAGAGCAAAAUAGAAGUGCCAUGGUCUGAUAUAUCCUCCCUCAAAGCAUCUUGCACUACCAUACCCCAGACCCUUGAAAUUGAGUUAAUGAGGGUACCCCAUUUCUUUCGGGAGAAAAAUCCACAGCCUAGAAAGCAUACUCAAUGGAAAGCAACUAUGGACUUUACUGGUGGACAGGCAUCGACUUUCCGGAGACAUUUCCUGCAAUUCCCUCAAGGAACCCUGCUGAAGCACUAUGAGAAGCUUUUACAGUUGGAUAACAGACUGUUUUCUCUCAGCAAGAAACCUUAUCCAUCCUCAGAUUCCCUAAUAUUUGGGGCAGAGAAUCUAGGAUACCAGAAUCCAGACAACCACACGCUAUUUUGGGUCGAGGAACAGUGUUCAGAUCAACCAAAGCAACUGCUUGAGUCAGGGAUUAGUGAUGACAGUUUGGAGAAGUUCCAUUGCUUCACACUCUCAAAGGCAACACUACACACACAAUAUGAUAAUCUUGACAAUGUUGCUGCUGCUUCUGGAACAAGUUCAGCCAGAUCAGGAGCUGGGGACAGUUGUGUAGAUCAUAUGACUCCAGUCUCAAUUGGGAACUUGAUUCCUAGUUUGUUAGUGUCACUGCCACCAACCUUAACUGAUUUUGCCAUGCCAAGCUUCAACCAAUGUCAUCACCAUCAGGAGAAAGCAGCAGAUGAAGUGGUAACAACAGGAUUAGUGAGUUACAAUUUUGGAGGUUCGGGCCUACACCGAGGUAAACUUAAUCCAGUACUCAACAUUGGCUCUACAGUUGACUUGAAUUCAGGUUGCUGGAUCUCUGAGAUCCAAACCAACAAAAGUCCAUUUGGUUUGCCCCAAGACAUAGGUCUUACAAGUAAGAUAGACAUGAGCUUCACUAGUGGAUUUUUUUGUUCUGCCCCAGCAGUUUGUAAUGUACAAAGAGAAAUUCCCAGCAACUGUCCUGAAUUGUUGGUAGGUGUUUCCACAGCCAAACAGUAUCCUGUUUUUGUAGAAGAAGAUCAAGAAGCACUAGAUGAGGUCGGGGACAUGAUCGGGUGGGAACCAUAGACACAGACAAGUGUUAAAGAUUCUGCAAGCAUUGUAGAUUGUAUCUUUCUUUCUUUUUUUCUUGAUUUCAAAAUGUAAAGGCCAACAGCAACUAAUAACAAAGAUGGAUGAUAAAGGAGAUUACAGAUUCAUGGGGAGAUGAGAAUCAUCACCCCACUAAUGCUCUUACUAGAGAAAAUAAAUCAUC
Messenger RNA from Telopea speciosissima, 1963 nucleotides. RefSeq lists its product as uncharacterized. The record is from RefSeq and is a predicted model, not a curated record. Bases 175 to 1776 code for a protein of 533 amino acids. The transcript is spliced from 6 exons. Lineage: Eukaryota; Viridiplantae; Streptophyta; Magnoliopsida; Proteales; Proteaceae.